ACCGCAACCACUUCCGGGUUAGCGCUUCUCCUCUGCUUUCCCUGGCCAGCUGCGCUUCCCGUCCCGGAGUGCCACGAUGGGGAUCCUGGAGAAGAUCGCGGAGAUCGAGAAGGAGAUCGCCCGGACCCAGAAGAACAAAGCCACCGAGUACCAUCUUGGCUUGCUGAAGGCAAAGCUUGCAAAGUACAGAGCUCAGCUUUUGGAGCCUUCCAAAUCGGCUGCGGGCAAAGGCGAAGGCUUCGAUGUGAUGAAAUCUGGAGACGCCCGGGUGGCGCUGAUUGGUUUCCCCUCUGUGGGUAAGUCCACCUUUCUGAGUCUGAUGACUUCAACGGCGAGUGAGGCGGCUUCCUACGAAUUCACCACAUUGACAUGUAUUCCUGGAGUCAUAGAGUACAAAGGUGCCAACAUCCAGCUUCUCGAUCUGCCUGGGAUCAUCGAAGGAGCUGCUCAAGGAAAAGGCCGCGGGCGCCAAGUGAUUGCCGUAGCCCGGACUUCUGACGUCGUUAUCAUGAUGCUGGACGCCACAAAGGGGGAAGUGCAGAGAGCUCUGUUAGAAAAGGAACUGGAAACAGUAGGAAUCCGGCUGAACAAAAUCAAGCCCAACAUCUACUUCAAGCCCAAAAAGGGAGGGGGCAUCUCCUUCAAUUCAAUGGUGACGCUAACUCAGUGCUCCGAGAAACUGGUGCAGCUCAUCCUCCACGAGUACAAAAUAUUUAAUGCGGAGGUUCUGUUCCGGGAAGACUGCACACCUGACGAGUUCAUUGACGUGAUUGUUGGCAACCGGGUCUACAUGCCCUGCCUUUAUGUUUAUAACAAAGUCGAUCAGAUCUCCAUGGAGGAGGUAGAUCGCCUGGCUCGGAAACCCCACAGCGUAGUGAUCAGCUGCGGCAUGAAAUUGAACUUGGACUACCUGCUGGAGAUGCUGUGGGAAUAUCUGGCCCUUACCUGCAUCUACACCAAGAAAAGAGGCCAGAGACCAGACUUCUCAGAUGCCAUCAUCGUACGGAAAGGGGCAUCCGUGGAGCAUGUGUGCCAUCGAAUUCACCGGACAUUAGCCAGCCAGUUCAAGUAUGCGUUGGUUUGGGGAACCAGCACCAAGUACAGCCCCCAACGAGUAGGACUCAGCCACUUGAUGGAACAUGAAGACGUCAUCCAGGUAGUCAAGAAAUAAGCCUCGUCGCCGGUCCCUCGCCCUGCUCUGCUCCGCAGUAUUUUCAACGCGACUCAGCAGAAAACUGUCUAAAAGCCAAAAAGAAGAAGAAAAGCCUCUGUGUGUAAUGGGAGGGUUUUCCUUCAGCUCCUCAUAAGCUUCCAUGAAGCUUCCACGGAGGAUAAGAGACUUCUGUGGAACUUCUUGCAGGUUAGGGACGUGGAGAAGAGAGCUUCUUGUCUUACACACUGACAUGCUUAAGGGGCACCUUUCAAUAGCAUGGUCUUGGGUGCCUUUAAGAUGCUCGGAGCGGGUUUGGUUGUGACUUGACAGCUUGCCCAGAAAAGUGGCCUUGGAUUCAUGAGCCGAAAAACACAGGGAGAGAACCAUCCACCCUCCUCCUGUUCUUCCUCCCUUCCUCCCGUGUGUGUUGGUUCACGAGCAGAACAAACAGCCCUGUUCAAAAACCAGCACUUACAGUUGGACAAAAACGAUUCCGGGCAACGCAAGGAUUUGUUUACAGGUGGAUCGCUUUGUCACGUUCACAGAGUGCCCUUUGGAAGUUCAUUUCCACCCACUUUCUGGCUAAGAGGGGUGGUGUUGGUAACUUCCAUUGGGGUUAACGGAAACGAGGCCGCCUCCUCCCUCCUGGCAUCCAAGAAACAGCACACCUGCUGCUCCUGCAGCUCUGCUCGAUAAAUUUACUCCAGACCCAUCAGAAGCCAUUUGUCCUUCAACUGAAAUAAAUAAUGGUUCUCAUUUCUCUUUGGCACUCCCAUAAUGUCAAAGUUGUGAAGUAUCAUUUUCUAACUGCUGUGAAAUAUUUCCAGUGGUUCUUUUUCUGCUCUUGUUCCUGAGGCUGCCGCUUUUCUUUUCCUCCACUGUAGGGCUGGUCCUGCCCGCUUUUAACAGCUUUUUUUUGAACUUCUGUUUAGCUUUUCUUCUUAACAGUACGUUUUUACAAUUUGGAAAUCUGCCAGGGUUUAGAUGGUACUCUGGCUGCUCCUGUUCAGCCCAGGGUUCUCUUAUGCGUGGCUGGGCUCACAUGGCAGAGAGAAAAACUGUUGCAUUAAGAGAGAGAGUUUAUAUUUCAAAACUUCCAUGGCCUAUAUUUGUAGAAUGUAUUUGUAGGAUAUUGAAGAGUCAGAAGAGGUUCAGAAAAAGGCAACCAAAAUGAUCAAAGGGAUGGAGAAACUCCCGUCUUAGAAGAGGUUGCGGCAUUUGGGACUUUUUAGAUACCGGUCCAGCGGGAAGGUAAACGGCAUUUCUGUGCCCUGCUCUGGUUCGCCAGAAGCAACUUAGUCAUGCUGGCCACAUGACCCGGAAGUUGUACGCUGGCUCCCUCAGCCUAUAGAGCGAGAUGAGCACCGUGACUGGACCUAAUGGUCAGGGGUCCCUUUACCUUUUUAGAUGAGAGAGAAGUUGAGUAGGUGGUGACAUGGUAGAGGUAUGGUAUAGGCAUCCUCUACAACCACAAUAACAAUGUAUACCAAUAACAAUGUGUACCAACAAUGUAUACCAAGGAAGCCACAGAUAAUUAAUGGCCAAAGGCCUGGCAAAAAGGAAAUGUUUGUGGCUGGUGCUGAAAGCUAUGUAAUGAGGACAAGAGGUGAGCCUCCCUGGGGAGAGCAUUCCACAAGCAAGGGGCCACCACCAAAAAGGUCUGUUCUCAUGUUUCCACCCUCUAGGUCUCCCGUGUAGGGGGCAUACCGAGAAGGGCCUCAGAUGAUGAUUGCAGGGUUUGGGUAGGAUCAUACGGGAGUAAGUUUCUGCCAAUCGGGUUCCCUCCAGAACCCGUUGGCAAGGCUUCUGUAGCUGCAAGAUUCUGACGCCAAGUAGGUGCCCGGACUAGACCUCAAAAAAGCUUGCAGCUGUCUUGUUGCAGUCAACCUUUUCAGUGGUAAGUGGGAAUUUGUUCAGACUGUGAAGUCUAGCAUGCCCAGGUUUAUUUUUCUUUACGUUUAUUACAUUUCAUAUCACAAGUUUCCUCCAGAAAGCUCCAGCUGGUGUGUGUGACUUUCUCCCUCCGUUCUAUCCUCCUGACAACCCUGCGAGGUGGGCUAGCCUGAGAGCUAGUGACUGGCAGGCUCAGCCAGCUUUGCUGUCUUUGAUUUUCAUGCAGAAAGAUGCUACGCCUUCUCUUGCAGAAGUCUGAGACGACUUCUGUGUACACACACACACUACUUCUUCCUGAGUUGCUGAUAGCUUGCAAAUAAUCCCCGGCCCCCUGUAGAAGAGAGCCGUUUCUUCCCCUCCCAAGCGCAGGUGAGAAGAAUAGCACUCAUCAAAUAUGCAUGGGCCCACUGUAGCCGGCAAGAGCCUCGCAGCAAACAUGGCGCUGUAGGCUCAGGAGAGGCAUCUCCUUGCUGUCAGCAGGCGCCAGCUGGAAGCUCAGCUUCCCCCAGGUUUUGGGGGACAGCGAGGGCGUCCCUGCUGCAAAGGAUGUCUCCAGGGUGCAGUUGCAGUACGAGUGGAGCUGCUGCCGUUCCGGCCCAGGUGAGCAAAUCAAGGGGGUUAUUAAAUUGUAUCACCCAAUCCGUUUUUCACAGCAAUGGGUCACUUUGCUAAUGGAGGUUGCGCUCCCAUCUUCUCGUUCACUCCCAUCUUCUUCGUUCGCUCCAGGGCUUAUGUUUAAUUUUUGUUCUAUUUCUAGUGUUCAAGCUAGCUAGCCUUUCCUCUGAGAAGCUCAAAGCAGUUUGCAAGUCCUUCAAACUUGCCCUUGUUUUAGCUAUGCACCAACUCUGUGCGGGAGGUUGAGAGAGCAGGGGUCAGAGUGAGGAUUUGGAGCUGUGGCUGGGUACAGUGUACCGCUUACUCCAGUUUCAGUGAAGCUCCCGCAGCUCGUGUUUGAAGCGGGAUGCACGUGACUUCAGCCACAAUCCGCAAGUUCCCUGUACUUGCUUCCGAAAUACUCCUGGGCGAUGCAUUUUUUCCUCAAAGCAUUUAGUUUUAAAAUGUAAGCCACAGCAUAGGUAUUCCUCACCCACUUUGACCUGUGCAACAACCCUGCUUGGUAGCUUAGGCCGAGAGGAUGUGACCAGCC
Zootoca vivipara (common lizard) is the source of this 4193-nucleotide messenger RNA. RefSeq names its product developmentally regulated GTP binding protein 2 (gene DRG2). Gene Ontology annotation, molecular function: GTPase activity; GTP binding. NCBI's taxonomy places the organism in Eukaryota, Metazoa, Chordata, Lepidosauria, Squamata, Lacertidae. The record is from RefSeq and is a predicted model, not a curated record.